Cricetulus griseus (Chinese hamster) is the source of this 2938-nucleotide messenger RNA. The record is from RefSeq and is a predicted model, not a curated record. Lineage: Eukaryota; Metazoa; Chordata; Mammalia; Rodentia; Cricetidae.
GCACGUCUCCUUCCGCUCCGCGUGAGCGGCGCUUAGCGCGGGCUGGGACUCCACGCUGGUGUUGGCGUGGUGCGGAACCUCUGCAGAUCCCGCUUGCCUUGGGGACCAUGGCCACCGACUCCUGGGCAUUGGCGGUGGACGAACAGGAAGCCGCUGUCAAGUCGAUGAGCAGUUUGCAGAUCAAAGAAGAAAAGGUCAAAGCAGACACCAAUGGUGUCAUCAAAACCAGUACUUCUUCGGAGAAGACUGAGGAAGAAGAGAAAGAGGAUAGAGCUGCUCAGUCUUUACUCAACAAGCUCAUCAGAAGCAAUCUUGUGGAUAACACCAACCAAGUAGAAGUCUUGCAAAGGGACCCAAACUCUCCUCUUUACUCAGUGAAGUCUUUUGAAGAGCUUCGCCUGAAACCCCAGCUUCUCCAAGGAGUCUAUGCCAUGGGCUUCAAUCGACCAUCCAAGAUCCAGGAGAAUGCGUUGCCCAUGAUGCUUGCUGAACCCCCACAGAACCUGAUUGCCCAGUCACAGUCUGGUACUGGGAAAACAGCCGCCUUUGUUUUAGCUAUGCUCAGCAGAGUGGAACCAGCAGACAGAUACCCUCAGUGUUUGUGCCUGUCCCCAACAUAUGAACUGGCACUUCAAACAGGAAAGGUGAUUGAGCAGAUGGGCAAAUUCCAUCCAGACCUGAAGCUCGCUUAUGCUGUUCGAGGCAAUAAAUUGGACAGAGGUCAGAAGGUCAGUGAGCAGAUUGUCAUUGGCACCCCCGGGACCGUCCUGGACUGGUGCUCCAAGCUGAAGUUCAUUGACCCCAAGAAGAUCAAGGUGUUUGUUCUGGACGAGGCUGACGUGAUGAUAGCAACUCAGGGCCACCAAGACCAGAGCAUCCGCAUCCAGAGGAUGCUGCCCAGAAACUGCCAGAUGCUGCUCUUCUCUGCCACCUUUGAAGACUCAGUGUGGAAGUUUGCCCAGAAGGUGGUCCCAGACCCCAACAUCAUCAAACUUAAGCGUGAAGAGGAGACUUUGGACACCAUCAAACAGUAUUAUGUCCUUUGCAAUAACAGAGAGGAGAAGUUCCAGGCCCUGUGCAACCUGUAUGGGGCCAUCACCAUCGCCCAAGCCAUGAUCUUCUGCCAUACCCGCAAAACAGCUAGCUGGCUGGCAGCAGAGCUCUCCAAAGAGGGCCACCAGGUGGCUCUGCUGAGUGGAGAAAUGAUGGUGGAACAGAGGGCAGCUGUUAUUGAGCGCUUCCGGGAAGGCAAAGAGAAGGUCCUGGUGACCACCAACGUGUGUGCCCGUGGUAUUGAUGUUGAACAAGUGUCUGUCGUCAUCAAUUUUGACCUUCCUGUGGACAAGGACGGGAACCCAGACAAUGAGACCUACCUGCAUCGCAUCGGGCGCACUGGCCGCUUUGGCAAGAGGGGUCUGGCAGUAAACAUGGUUGACAGCAAGCACAGCAUGAAUAUCCUCAACAGAAUCCAGGAGCAUUUUAAUAAGAAGAUAGAAAGAUUGGACACAGAUGAUUUGGAUGAGAUCGAGAAAAUAGCCAACUGAGAAGCUUCACCAGCGACUGGCGCCACCCUCAGCACUGUCCCUGCCUGGGAGCCUAGUGCUUUCAUGGCAAAGGCCUUGACAGGCACCUCAAAGACCAAGGCCUGAGUAGAGACUACCUACCUCAUUCAGAAUCAUGUUUGGACUUGACAAAUUUGUGCAAAGAGUAAGGGGAAAUCCAAGGAACAGUUUUGCAUUUUAGAAAAAGUCCUAGCCUGGUGUGGUGGUGCACACCUUUAAUCCCAGCACCUGAGAGGCAGAGGCAGGAGGAUCUCAAUUCCAGGCCAGCCAGAUCUAGAGUUCCAUGGUAGCCAGAGCUGCAGAGUGUGACCUUGUCUCAAAAAAAGUCUUCAGCUCUAUCUCCCUUUAAAGCCACAGUUUUCUUUUAUGGCAAUAUAGUUGCUGCUGGUGAUGUUUGGGCCCAGAACUUGCUGCCCACUCUCUGGCUCCUUGUGUAUGGACCAACCCUCCAGCCUUGAAUAAAUGACAGAGGCAAAAAAGGUUCAAAGAAGCUGGAAGAGCCCUGGCUGUAGCUCAGAUACCUUUUAUAGAAUCAGUAGAGCCCUGAGUGCCCCACCCACCCAUCCCUCUUGGUAAGCAUCUUGGCUGCUGCUUCAUCCUUCAGAUUGGCAGACAAGAUGGAAGUCAGCAAAAUCACAGACUCAGGAAGAUUGGCGUAUCCGCCCUUAGAAGAUGGGGCCUGUCUUUCCUCCUGUUCACUCCAUCUGUUCUGUAUCUGGCUCAAUUGUUUGGUUCUAAUCCAUGGGAUUUCAUGCCAAGCAGCAAUUUAGAAAGGAAGUUAUGACCAAACAAAAACUUCAUUAUGCUGUUACUCCAUACAUUAUAUGAAUGAGAUGAGAUAAAUCAGUGAUAACACAUCAUUUUCAGAAAUUUUAAAGUAAUUAUGAGAAACAUUUUACUAAUCAUGGUUUGUUAUUUGUAUUUUUCUGCUUCCUAGACUAAUAUAUGCUCAUUGAAAAGUGUGUAUAAUAGUGCUUUGUGUUUACUCAAGAUGCACCAUAGUCUCCCUGCUUGCUCAACAUGUCCCAGUGCUUUUUUUCAUUUUGCAGAAGUGUGAGCACUUCACACUAUUUUAUAGGCAUUUUUUUGGAGGUUGCACCACAUAAACAUACAUCUGUUUUACUCUGGAAGGUAGCUGACACCCUAAUUUGUGGUCACCCUGGCAUGUAUUUCACCAUCCUCCAGUGAUAGUUUCAAUAGUGCCAGAGUAAUUAGCUCAGGACCUAUCUUGGAUCAUGGUGAGAACUGCUCCUACAUUCCUGGAGAUAGGAUUCUUGGGAAAGUGGGAACGUUUAAAGUCAUAAUUCACAAUUUAAGCCUGCCCCAAAAGCUCUUACCAAUUUGUUACUACAGCAAUAUAAAAAACAUUUCACUUA